Metopolophium dirhodum (rose-grain aphid) is the source of this 1720-nucleotide messenger RNA. RefSeq lists its product as uncharacterized. Bases 109 to 1533 code for a protein of 474 amino acids. The record is from RefSeq and is a predicted model, not a curated record. NCBI's taxonomy places the organism in Eukaryota, Metazoa, Arthropoda, Insecta, Hemiptera, Aphididae. The transcript is spliced from 7 exons.
UGACAUGUUGUUGAUGUGUGAAAAAGGUAGGGAUAUUUUAAAACAUUUCAAUAAUUAUUAAUUAGCAAUCUUGUUAUAGGUAUACGUGGGGGUCUUACACAAGCGAGCAUGCGUUAUGGUAUGGCGAAUAAUCGGAAAACGACUAAAUACGAUGUGAAUAAACCAGACUCAUGGAUAAUUUAUCAAGACUGUAAUAACUUGUAUGGCUGGGCAAUGUCCGAGUGCAUGCCAUAUGGUGGCUUUGAAUGGGUAGAACCUACACUUGAUGGAUUGGAAAAUUUAAACGAUACAUCUGAGAUAGGACGGAUGUACGAGGUCGACAUAGAGUAUCCACAGCACUUACACGAUGAUCACAACGAUCUACCAUUCUUACCGAACAGCGGUAUACCACGUGGAUCUAAAAUAAGGAAGCUCAUGGCAACACUAGAAUCUAAAGAGCGGUAUAUUAUACACUACCGUAAUUUGAAACAGGCUAUGGCAAAUGGUUUAAUUGUGAAAAAAGUUCAUAGAGUAUUGCAGUUCAAACAGUCCAAAUGGCUGGCUAAAUAUAUUAAUUUAAAUUCUGGGAUGAGGAAGAAGGCGAUGAACCAGUUUGAGAUUGAUUUCUAUAAACUGAUGAACAAUAGUGUAUUUGGAAAAAUGAUGGAAUCGAUGAGAUUGAGGAUUACUAUGGAACUUGUUUCGAACGAACAGCGCUUGCAGAAAUUAAUAAACCGAUCGACAUUUAAAUACUGUACUAAUUAUGAACAUAAAAAUAUAACGGCUGUAACAUUGGAGAAUAAAAUUAUAGAUUUCUUUAAACCAAUCUAUAUUGGAUUUGCAGUGUUGGAUAUCAGCAAGACAAUGAUGUAUGAUUACCACUAUAAUGUGAUGAAGAAACAUUAUGGUCCCAGAUUAGCUCUAAUGUAUACUGACACAGAUUCUCUGAUAUAUCACAUAAAAACCACAGACUUUUAUGCAGACUUGGCGGCCAACCAUAGCUUGUUGGAUAGGAUGGACACCGCCAACCUGCCUCAUGAUCAUCCAUGCUACAUAGCAGAUAGAAAGAAAGAACCGGGUGUCUUUUCUGAUGAGGUGGACGGCAACAUCAUUACAGAGUUUUGUGCGCUGAGGGCAAAAUCAUAUGCCUUCAAUAUAUAUGCUGGACCGGAAGAUGAGGAAAAAGAUGAAGAAGACCGAGUAGGAGGAGAAAAGAUUAAGGCGAAGGGGGUAAAACGACAUGUGGUUAAAAACCACAUGACUCUUGAGGACCAUAAGAAGUGUUUGUUUGGGGAAGAAGGAUUAGAGUUGUAUAAGGAGAAUAUUUCAAUACGGUCAUUUAACCAUCAACUCAUGACCAUAAAGACAAAAAAAUUAACUUACAAUAGCUAUGACGAUAAGAGGGUGGUGUUAGAAGAUAAAGUCAACACACUAGCCCAUGGACACUAUAGUAUAGAGGAAGAUGACAUAUGGCCAGAGCUUGAGGAAGAUGGAGGGAACUGGAACGAUGAGGAAAAAGAAUUGAUGAGAGAGUUACUACAAUGUAUAACUUAAUUUAUAUAUUUUCUGUUAAUUAGUUUUAUUGUAAAUGUUAAAUAGUUUUAUUGUAAAUGUUAUAUAGUUUUAUUGUAAAUAUUAGAUGUUAUAUAGUUUUUUUUAUAUUGUAAAUAUUAUCAUGUUACUUGAGAUAGAUUAAUAUAUAUAUAUUUCUACCUUUUUAAUAUUUAGUUUGUUUCACAUA